AUGCAGAAGUUCUCGAGGCUCGGCCGCCUGGGCCAGAGCCUUGCUUCGCGCAGGCAAUUGGCCACCGUCAGCGAUGCUCCCCUCUCCCGCAAGGUCGAGAUGACCAACUGGGAGAAGGGCCACUACAUCAACUACCAGAAGAUGAACGAGAACCUCGAGAUUGUUCGUGCCCGCUUGAACCGCCCGCUCACCUUCGCCGAGAAGAUUCUCUACUCCCACUUGGACGACCCCCACGGUCAAGAGAUUGAGCGCGGCUCCAGCUACCUCAAGCUCCGCCCCGACCGUGUAGCUUGCCAGGAUGCCACCGCCCAGAUGGCCAUUCUUCAGUUCAUGUCAGCUGGUCUGCCCUCCGUUGCCACACCCACUACCGUUCACUGCGACCAUCUUAUCGAGGCCCAGGUUGGUGGUGAGAAGGAUUUGGAGCGCGCCAAUGAGAUCAACAAGGAGGUCUACAACUUCCUGUCCACCUCUUGCGCAAAGUACAACAUUGGUUUCUGGAAGCCCGGCUCUGGUAUCAUUCACCAGAUCGUGCUUGAGAACUACGCUUUCCCUGGUGCUCUCCUCAUCGGUACCGACUCGCACACUCCCAACGCCGGUGGUCUCGGUAUGGCCGCCAUUGGUGUCGGUGGUGCUGACGCUGUCGAUGUCAUGGCUGGUCUCCCCUGGGAACUGAAGGCUCCCAAGGUCAUUGGUGUUAAGCUUACUGGCAAGCUCUCCGGCUGGACUGCUCCCAAGGACAUUAUCCUCAAGGUCGCUGGUAUCCUCACCGUCAAGGGUGGAACUGGUGCUAUCGUCGAAUACCACGGACCCGGUACCGAAAGUCUCAGCUGCACCGGCAUGGCGACUAUUUGCAACAUGGGUGCUGAGAUUGGUGCCACCACCUCGCUCUUCCCCUUCAACGACCGCAUGUACGACUACCUUGCCGCCACCAAGCGCCGCGAUAUUGGUGACUUCUCCCGCGAGUACGCCGCCCAGCUCCGCGAGGAUGAGGGUGCCGAAUACGACGAGCUCAUCGAGAUCAACCUUGACGAGCUCGAGCCCCACAUCAACGGUCCCUUCACCCCCGAUCUAGCUACACCCAUCAGCAAGUUCAAGGAGGCCGUCAAGGCCAACAAGUGGCCUGAGGAGCUUAAGGUCGGUCUCAUCGGUUCCUGCACCAACUCUUCCUACGAGGACAUGAGCCGUGCUGCCUCCAUUGCUGAGGACGCCAUGUCCCACGGUGUCAAGGCCAAGUCUCUCUUCACUGUCACCCCUGGAUCCGAGCAGAUUCGCGCCACUAUUGAGCGUGACGGUCAGCUCAAGACUUUCGAGGAGUUCGGCGGCAUGGUGCUCGCGAAUGCGUGCGGUCCGUGCAUUGGACAGAAGGGCGAGGCCAACUCGAUCAUCUCGUCGUACAACCGUAACUUCACUGGCCGUAACGACGCAAACCCCGCCACCCACUCUUUCGUCACCUCCCCCGACCUUGUUGUUGCUAUGACUAUCGCUGGAACGCUCGACUUCAAUCCUUUGACUGACCAUUUGACUGCGGCCGACGGAUCCAAGUUCAAGCUCAAGGAGCCUACCGGCAUGGGUCUUCCCGCCAACGGCUACGACCCAGGCCAGGAUACGUAUCAGGCGCCGCCCGAGGAUCGCUCAUCCGUCUCCGUCGCCGUUUCGCCCACCUCCGACCGUCUCCAACUUCUUGAGCCUUUCUCUGCCUGGAACGGCGAAGAUGCUAAGAACCUCCCUAUCCUUAUUAAGUGCCAAGGAAAGACUACCACCGAUCACAUCUCCAUGGCCGGUCCCUGGUUGAAGUACCGUGGACACUUGGACAAUAUCUCCAACAACAUGUUGAUCGGUGCCAUCAACGCUGAGAACGGCGAGGCCAACAAGGUCAAGAACCUUCUCGACGGAUCUUACGGUGCCGUCCCUGAUGUCGCCCGCAACUACAAGAAGAACGGCGUCCCAUGGGUUGUCAUUGGAGACUGGAACUACGGAGAGGGUUCUUCCCGUGAGCAUGCUGCGCUUGAGCCCAGGCACUUGGGUGGCGCUGCCAUCAUCACCCGCUCCUUCGCUCGUAUCCACGAGACCAACUUGAAGAAGCAGGGUAUGCUUCCCCUUACCUUCUCCGACCCUGCCGACUACGACAAGAUUGGCCCCAACGACCGUGUGACGUUGGCAUCCACUGAGCUCGCCCCCGGCAAGCCCUUGACCAUGACCGUUCACCCCGCCGAUGGAUCCAAGGACUUCCAGGUCAAGCUCUCGCACACCUUCAACGAGGGCCAGAUCGAGUGGUUCAAGAACGGCAGCGCUCUUAACACCAUGGCCAAGAACGCCAAGCAGUAG
Messenger RNA from Alternaria metachromatica, 2325 nucleotides. RefSeq lists its product as uncharacterized. The coding region runs from base 1 to 2325 and encodes 774 amino acids. Gene Ontology annotation, biological process: tricarboxylic acid cycle. Gene Ontology annotation, cellular component: mitochondrion; cytosol. NCBI's taxonomy places the organism in Eukaryota, Fungi, Ascomycota, Dothideomycetes, Pleosporales, Pleosporaceae. The transcript is spliced from 5 exons. The record is from RefSeq and is a predicted model, not a curated record. Gene Ontology annotation, molecular function: aconitate hydratase activity; 4 iron, 4 sulfur cluster binding.